AGGACAGCUGACCUCAGGCUUUUUCCGCCCCCCUAAUCUUGGCUGGCCAGAGCCUAGCUCUUCCCAGAAUUAGCUCAGCUUCCCCAUCCUCCACCCCAAGCUUCGGACCCUGGGGAUAAAACGGGCCUGGAGAGUCUUGGGAGCCACUGGCCCGCAAAGCCCCAGCUCCGACUGCCCUUGCACGCUCGGCUUCUGCGGCACCUGCUGGACAUGAGCGUCGGAGCGCGUUCCCGCGCCCCCAGCCCCUGGCGGGGCGCACAGCGGCUGCUCCUGGGGCUGCUGCUCCUGCCAGCUGGGGUCGCCCUCCGCACAGUGGACCUGGAAGGAGGAGAUGAGGACCUGCGCUGCGUGUGUAUGAAGACCACCUCCCUAGUCCGUUCCAGGCACAUCAGCAGCCUGGAAGUGAUUGGAGUCUCAGACCACUGCCCCACCCCCCAGAUGAUAGCUUCGCUGAAGGAUGGGAGGAAAAUAUGCCUGGACCCGAAUGCCCCCCUGUACAAGAAAAUAAUCAGGAAGCUUUUGAAGAGCUAGCUACUUAGCUGCCUGACUCUGUACCUUUUCGACAGAGCAUGUUUUUUGUUUUUGUUUUUUCAUUUGCAAGCUAACUGUGGAAGAAUCUUCUGAUUGGUUUUAUGAUCUUUCAAAUUCUAAAUAAAUACAAUAAAUCGACUUGUGGUAUAGUCAAACUAUUUCUUAAUAGAGCAAAGAAAUAGUGUCCUCAUGUAACAGUUUCAUUUUAAAAAAUCUCCAGAAUUUUAAGCAAAAAUAAAUUUGAAGGAAAGUUUGGCUUAAUAAAGAUUGCUUCACUUGGUGUUAUGCGUUGGCUGAUACGUAUUUACAUAACUGCGUUACUUCAUUUAUUUACAUAUUAAUGUUAUAAUUAGCUUCGCCAGUAAAUAUUAAUCACACUUAACCGUUAUUGGCUUUUUAAAUCAAAGAAAGGUAAUUAUCAGAUGGUUUCACUCAUGUGGAAUAUGA
Zalophus californianus (California sea lion) is the source of this 978-nucleotide messenger RNA. Its product is annotated as platelet factor 4-like. The coding region runs from base 211 to 531 and encodes 106 amino acids. Gene Ontology annotation, molecular function: CXCR chemokine receptor binding; chemokine activity. The record is from RefSeq and is a predicted model, not a curated record. The transcript has 3 exons. NCBI's taxonomy places the organism in Eukaryota, Metazoa, Chordata, Mammalia, Carnivora, Otariidae. Gene Ontology annotation, cellular component: extracellular region. Gene Ontology annotation, biological process: chemokine-mediated signaling pathway; inflammatory response; antimicrobial humoral immune response mediated by antimicrobial peptide.